Lepus europaeus (European hare) is the source of this 975-nucleotide messenger RNA. RefSeq names its product olfactory receptor 51D1. Gene Ontology annotation, biological process: G protein-coupled receptor signaling pathway. The record is from RefSeq and is a predicted model, not a curated record. The transcript has a single exon. NCBI's taxonomy places the organism in Eukaryota, Metazoa, Chordata, Mammalia, Lagomorpha, Leporidae. Gene Ontology annotation, molecular function: G protein-coupled receptor activity; olfactory receptor activity. Gene Ontology annotation, cellular component: membrane. Bases 1 to 975 code for a protein of 324 amino acids.
AUGCAGAAGCCCCAGCUCUUGGUCCCUGUCGUGGCUACUCCAAAUGGAACUCUGGUUCACCCAGCAUACUUCUUGCUGGUGGGUAUCCCUGGUCUGGGGCCUGGCAUACAUUUCUGGCUGGCUUUUCCACUGUGUUUUAUGUAUGCUGUGGCCACCUUGGGAAAUCUGGCCGUUGUCCUCAUUAUUCGCAUGGAGAGGCGUUUGCAUGAGCCCAUGUAUCUUUUCCUGGCCAUGCUCUCCACCAUUGACCUAGUCCUCUCCUCCAUCACCAUGCCUAAGAUGGCCAGCCUUUUCCUGACAGGCAUCCAGGAGAUUGAGUUCAAUGUUUGCCUGGCACAGAUGUUCCUUAUCCAUGCUUUGUCAGCCAUGGAGUCAGCGGUUUUGCUGGCCAUGGCUUUUGACCGCUUUGUGGCCAUCUGCCACCCACUACGCCAUGCUUCUAUGCUUACAGGGCCUACUGUGGCCAAGAUUGGACUAGCUGCCCUGACCAGGGGAUUUGUUUUCUUUUUCCCUCUGCCCUUCAUCCUGAAGCGGUUGUCCUAUUGCAAGACAUAUACUGUCACACAUUCCUUCUGUCUGCAUCAAGAUAUUAUGAAGUUGUCUUGUACUGAUACCACUGUCAAUGUGAUCUACGGACUCUUCAUCAUUCUCUCAGUCAUGGGCGUGGACUCCCUUUUUAUUGGAUUCUCCUACAUCCUUAUCCUGCGAGCUGUGUUGGAGCUGUCCUCCAGGGGAGCUGCACUCAAGGCUUUUAACACCUGCAUCUCACAUCUCUGUGCUGUGCUCGUCUUCUAUGUGCCUCUCAUUGGGCUCUCAGUGGUGCACAGGCUGGGUGGGCAUACCUCCCUGCUACAUGUGGUUAUGGCUAACAUCUAUCUAUUGCUGCCACCUGUGGUCAACCCCAUUGUCUAUGGGGCCAAGACCAAGGAGAUUCGUUCAAGGGUCCUCCAUAUAUUCUCACAGGAUAGCAGGUGA